AUACAAUCCUGUUUAUCUAUGAAAUGCAGUUAACAUAUCAGCUGGACCUAUUUCCUGAAUGCAGAGUGACUCUUCUGUUAUUUAAAGAUGUAAAAAAUGCUGGAGACUUGAGAAAAAAGGCCAUGGAAGGCACCAUUGAUGGUGCAUUGAUAAAUCCUUCAGUGAUUGUUGAUCCUUUUCAGAUACUUGUGGCAGCAAAUAAAGCAGUUCACCUCUACAAACUGGGAAAAAUGAAGACGAGAACUCUGUCUACUGAAAUUAUUUUCAACCUUUCCCCAAACAACAAUAUUUCAGAGGCUUUGAAAAAAUUUGGUAUCUCAGCAGAUAAUACUUCAAUUUUAAUUGUUUACGUUGAAGAGGGAGAAAAACAAGUAAAUCAAAAAUACCUAAUAUCUCAAGUAGAAGGUGACCAGAUUUCUCUGAAAAAUCUUCCUGAAAUAACGAAUAUUUCUGAAGUCAAAAAGAUAUAUAAAGUGUCUUCACAAGAAGAAAAGAUUGGGACAUUAUUGGGUGGUAUCAUUAGCAGAAUGUCAACAAAAGAUGUUUUAUAAAAUGUUAGAAAUAUUAACAGAAAUUUUCAGCUUUAAAUAAAACAUUGGUUU
Marmota flaviventris (yellow-bellied marmot) is the source of this 602-nucleotide messenger RNA. Its product is annotated as EKC/KEOPS complex subunit TPRKB. The record is from RefSeq and is a predicted model, not a curated record. Lineage: Eukaryota; Metazoa; Chordata; Mammalia; Rodentia; Sciuridae. Gene Ontology annotation, cellular component: EKC/KEOPS complex; nucleus; cytosol. Gene Ontology annotation, biological process: tRNA threonylcarbamoyladenosine modification.